ACAGGCUGGUGGACAGGAGAGCAUCUUCAGAUAAGAAUGUGGAGCCACAUUCUGCUCCACAGAAAAGCCUUCAUGAAGAUCCCUUUGGUUCUGUUCCUUUCAUUUCUCACCCAGGUUCCCCUGGAAAACACGCGGAUAACUCAGCCAACAAUCAAGGAAAUAACUUAGGGACCCCGACCAAGGCUGGAAAACUGAGCCAUGCUUUUAGAGAUCCCCGGCCAGGGAGGAAAACUGCAGAGGGACAAGUGACAAAAGGUGGUGAUGAGUCUGAGAGUGAUUUUGAAUCUGAUCCUCCUUCUCCCAAGAGCAGUGAGGAAGAAGAAGAACAGGAGGAUGAAGAAGUCUUGCAAGGAGAGAGUGGAGACUUCAAUGAUGACAAUGAUACAGAACCGGAGAAUUUAGGUCACCGUCCUCUCCUCAUGGACUCUGAGGAAGAGGAGGAGGAAGAGAAGCAAAGUUCUGACUCCGAUUCUGAUCGUACCAAGCAAAAAUCUGUGGAAGGGCUCCUGAGCAGUAGGUUCAGAGAUGGUGUGGGCAGUGGUGAAAUCAAAGAACCCACUUCAGUGCACACGUCCUUGUCCGAGCUGUCAAAUACUGUAGUCCAGGUGAGCCCGUGCCAAGAAUUUGAUGUGUUUGGGGCAGUGCCCUUUUUUACUCUACAGCCUCAGACAAGAGAGAAGAUGGACAAAGACGUCUCUUCUCAGACGGCUUUUCCUGGCCUGAACCAAGAGCAGGAUGACUUUGAUGUUUUCACAAAAGCCCCCUUCAGCAAAAAGGUGUCUCAGCAGGAUGGGCAGGUGGCGGGAACCGAGCCUCUGCUCUCUCCCACCUCUCCGCGUAGCGUCGAUAUCUUUGGCUGCACCCCAUUUCAGCCUUCCCUUCUCCCCAGGACCGGUGGGAGUAAAGAGGACCUGUUUGGGCUGGUUCCUUUUGAAGAGAUCACGGGGAGUCAGCAGCACAAGGUGAAGCAGCAGCGUAACCUGCAGAAACUUUCUUCCCGCCAAAGGCGCAUGAAGCAGGAGGUCUCGAAGAACAAUGGCAAGCGCCACCACGGCACCCCGACCACCACAAAGAAGGCGUUGAAACCGAGCUACCGCACCCCUGAAAGAGCCCGCCGGCACAAGAAAGCAGGCCGCAGGGAUUCGCAGAGCAGCAACGAGUUCCUGACUAUCUCUGACUCCAAAGAGAACAUCAGCGUUGCGUUGACUGACAGCAAAGAUCGAACCAACCCUCUGCAGACAGACGAGAGUCUGCUGGAUCCUUUCGGAGCCAAACCCUUCCACCCACCGGACUUGAUGCGGCAUCCCCAGCAUCAGGGGUUUGGUGACAACUGCGGGGAUCACGGCGCAGUAGUAGUGGCUGGCAGACCUAGGCAGAGCUCCUUGCACGGAGCCAUUCACGGCGGCGAGGGGCUGAAAACAGAUGACUUUGGCGCAGUACCCUUCACAGAACUGGUUGUGCAGAGUGCACAGAGCCAGCAGCAACAGGCGCUGGAGUUAGAUCCCUUUGGAGCAGCUCCCUUUCCUUCCAAACAGUAA
This is a messenger RNA of Eurypyga helias (sunbittern), 1538 nucleotides long. Its product is annotated as putative BMP-2-inducible kinase-like protein. The transcript has 2 exons. The record is from RefSeq and is a predicted model, not a curated record. The annotation marks the transcript as partial. NCBI's taxonomy places the organism in Eukaryota, Metazoa, Chordata, Aves, Eurypygiformes, Eurypygidae.